GAGGGUUCCGACAUCGUUUUUUUUUUUCGCAGUUGGCGACUUUCAUCAUGUCGCAGGACCGGGGGAAGGAUCAGGUAGACUCGCUCACGACCGCCCGACAAGGUCAUAACACGAAGACGUUUGACUCGCCGUUCAAGGUCGACCCGACAGUUGAUGGCAAGCGGGACGACCCGGUGUGGCAUUUUGUGGCCAGAGGGCGUUAUUUGGAUGGGUCGACAGCGGCAGGCACGAAGAGCGGUCGUCGAUGCCUGUGGAGGUUGUGCGGGCGUUCGAUUUGUGGGGGCGCUAAAGCCGCCAAGGAGCACUUCUUGAAGAGCGAGAAGUCCCGAUGUGAGGUAGCCACUCCUGCUGUGUGGAAUGCAAUCUGGUCGAAGGACAUGACAAAAUGUCCAAAGGAGUUCGCGUCGGCCAUAGAAACGUUGCAGAGCCACUUGCCAGGUCAUCCGAGCUUGCAGUGGCCACCUCUUCGAUUCCCCGAGGACGCAGUGCCGCCGCUGGUUCCUCCCACCGCCCCUUCUGGAGCCGCCGCAUCGCCCAAUUCUGGGGCUCCGGCCAUUCGAGUCACAGUAUCGCGUCCUGCAACAACAGUUGCAACACGACCGGCAGCCCCGCCGUCUGCGCCGCUGGCUGGGACACGAGGUGCUCGCGAUGUGGGAGUUGGUCAUUCCACGCCAGCCAACGAGCCCCCGCCUCUGAGGGAUGGUGUGGGCUCUGCGGCAUUUGAGGAGGAGAGCACACGUGCAUUUAUUGAGAGUCACAGGUGGGGGGGGAGUGUCGGCAGUUCAGCGCCCGCGCUCGCCCCUGUUUUCAGGAGUGCUAGGCAGUCAAAUGCCGCACGGGGUGGUACUGCGGUGGCACCUGGCGCAUCACCCCGCAGUUCGUCGGAGCACCCCUGGCUGCCACCGCCACCGUCGAGAGCGGCGCAACGUCCAAUGGUCCACCACGCUAACGGAACCGCUCACCCGGAUCCGUCACACACACCUGCAGAUGCUCGACAUUCUGCUUCCGUGCCUCGUUUCGGGGAACAGGUGGAUCAUGGGGUGCCUGCCGAGGAGGUCCCCGCUCCGGUGUCCGAUUCAUCGCCGACCCCUGUUCCGACAACCACGAGCGGUGGUCGGUCUGCCCCACAGCCUCCACCCGUGUUGACCGGAACGUUAGACCCUUUGCAGCGCAUUCGUGACCUUGCAGUCGCCCAGAGCGCGACACCUGUGAGCCCUGGCGGGUUGUUGGAUGCUGGGGUCCUCGGCGGGAGAGCUACGACGGGACGAUGUCGGGGCACUUACAGGCAGCAAGCCGUCACGUCAUAUUAUUCGGACCCUUUGGAGGGAGCAUGGCAUCUGCAAAUCAUGCGGUUCAUCGUCGAGAGCGGGAUGUCGUUCAACAACACGAAGCUUGAAAGCUUCAAACGCAUGUUCACGAUGAUAAUCCCGCCGGGGGUUCCAGGGGCGCCCGCGCCUAGACUUCCCUCGUACCACAUGCUGCGCACGACCCUUUUGGACGAGCUGGAUGAGAUCGGGGUGGUGUAUGUGUCCACCGACGUCAUGCGUGGCAAAAAGGACGCCAGUGCCCUUGCGAACGCAUGGUUGAAAAGGGUGAAGUCCAUGGACGUUCAAUUGAGCGACAUCACGGCGUUCGUGACGGACUCCGCCGGGGCGAACGUCGCGGCGAUGGAGGUAUUCCAAAAAGAUGAGAGCGUGAAACACAUCUUCUGGAUUCCUUGCGUCGCCCACAUCAUAGAUCUCAUUCUCGAGGACAUCGGCGGGAUUGAUUGGGUGGCUUCUCGAAUUUCUCAAGCGAGGCUGGUUACAAGGUUCUUCAAGCGUCAUGGAAAUGCGAGAGAGGUUCUUGAGGCGCACUCGACGAAGACUCUUCUGCUACCGGCGGAGACGCGUUUCGGCACGAACGUCAUCAUGAUGGAGAGGCUGGUGGCACUGUGGGCCGCGUUGACAGAUGUUGUGGCCGACGAUCGCUGGCACGAGAAUGUUUGGUCGACCAGCAAGAUCCGCAAGGAUGCAGCGGAGGACGCUAUUGUGGAGGUGUUCCACAGGUGGCGCACCAUGUUCAAGACCCCCGCCCACACGACAGCCAUGCUGCUAGAUCCAGAGUUCCGGGACGCGACGCUUUGUGACGAUGCGGAGGUGCAACAGGCCUUGGUCGAGGCCCUUGUCCAGUUCGGCUACCCGGAGGAUUCGCCGCAGCACCGGGAGGUCCAACGAGCGGUCGCCAAGCUCCACACGAGGGAGCCCCCUUUCGAUGAGCUCACCAUGCGGCGAGCUGCGGAUAUCUUUGAUCACCCUGCCAGUUUUUGGUCCUCAAAGAAGGUGAAGUUCCCUCACACGGCCGUGUUUGCAGGCAGGAUCCUUCGUAUAUGGGCGACCGCCUCACGGUGCGAGAGAGUGUGGUCUCAUUGGAGCUUCAUUCAUUCGAAGUCUCGCAACAGGUUGGAGGUUCCCCGGGCUGAGAAGCUUGUGCGGUGCCACUGGAACCUCAGGCUACUCGAUCGACCUUCGUUGUGCGACGAUGGUGUUGGAGAGAGGCCCGACGUCUUCGGGAAAUGGGUGCAUUAUUGGAAGGUCGUGGAGGACGAGGCAGCCAUGGACCAGCAGCUCGUCAGAGGCACCGGUGUUCUGGCGAAGGUGACCGAGGAGGAGUUGAGCCUCGCCAGAGAGAUGAUGCGCGCCAUUUCUCGCAUGGGAGCCGAGCGUCGGGUGGCGGAGUCGGACAGGAGGCGACGCAGGGCUGGUGGUCGGGGACGUGGCGGCUGUGGACGAGCAGGUGUCAGAGGACGUACACGUGGCGAUGCGGGUUCCACUCCUCGGACUCGGCGACAGCGGACGGAUGGUGGCAUUCGCAGGGCCCGCAUGCGUUGGGACGAGGGUGACUUCUUGUUCGACAGCACAUCCAGCGACGACGACGAUUUCUUUGCGUCGGGAACACAUGCAUCCACGGGUGAUGAUAGAGGUGACGCUGACAACAGAGGCGAUGACAGAGGCGACGGUGAUGACAGAGGUGAUGGCGCAGGGCCCGGGGGAGGGGGAGGGGGAGGUGGAGAGGACGAGAUGGGAGAUCCUUCCAAUGGGACGCAGCGCGACCCGGUUCAUGCAGAGGAGCUAGCCUCGAACACUGAUGUGAUAGUGACGGAGGAGGAUAUAGGGUUCAGGAUCACUCAUCCCCAGUCGCCAGCGCCAGUUGUUGGCAUAGAGGAGGAGACGGAGUUCGGAGGACCCGGUCCACUCCGCCAGGCGCAGACUCGGUGCACUUCAGCAGGCGCCCCAGUCCACUCCAUAGGAGCGGGUUUGGAGGACGGCGAGGCACGACGUGAGCCGCCUCCUCACACGAGUGACGGCGGUCUAGAGGAGGGAGAGGUUGCACCCACUCCCACUUGUGGAAAGGACGGGGAGGACGAACGUCCUCCGACGGACCACCUUGUCGGCCUUGACUGCCCGCCCGACAGUCUUCCGCCCACCGACGAGCUAUUCACUAUGGAAUUCGCCUUGGCAUCUCUGCCCGAUAUAUCGCUACUGAUAUCUACCACUUUGCCGGUUGUGGCACCACCGGAGCCUGCUAGACAAGAUGACGCGCGUCGUGACAGAGGGUUCGACGAGUUCGGCGGCGACACGAUACUGCAUCCUCCAGAGUCCGGCACUCCCGCCAUUUUUCAGGUCGGUGCACCGUGGGCGGUGGAGCAGGGGUUGGCGGAGGAGUUGGCACGGAACCGUCGUGGUGGACCGCACGUCGCAGCUCAACGUAGUCUGGAAGGUUCACUAGAGGCAGCGUCUGGAGGUUUUUUGGCGCAGGGGGGUCAUGGUUCGCAGCUGUUAUCGGACGACGUGUCAUUAGUCCAUCCACCAGAGGAGGGCCCGCAGCAAGAGCCACAUCGAGGGCCAGCGGAGACUUUAGAGGCGAGGCCUCCCGGAGUUAUCCGCUCGGACGGAGGUGAGGGCGUGAGCGAGGAUACAGCGCAGCCAGGGAGCGCAGAUGGUGGACGGUCCUUCAGGGGGGGCAUUGAGCGCAGAGGGUCAUCGACCUCACACCCCAGCAUUGUCAGGCCCAGCACACAUGAUGUUGGAGACGGGCACACAGAUGAGCCUCAACCGCAUUUGACAGGGAUGCGUGACAUUAUGUGUCCACCACCCUCACGCCCCUCUGCCGCUGAUCCUGUCGCCCACGGGCAGGCCACGCCGAGCGCAUUGCCUACGAGGUCUUUCUACGACGGUGCGGGCAUGGACCGGAGGGCAGGCGAUAUCGGACAGACAUCAGCAUAUGGACCGGCAGAUGUGCCCGCGGGGGCGCGAUCGAUCGGCAACGUCGAUGGCACUUGUCAUGAUUCCAUGAGAGCUUACGAGGAGCAGCAUGGGAGGCCUAUACGGGCCAAGACGAGCGAUGUCAACGACACCAGGACGACAACUGCGAGGCUGUCACGGGCGAGGAAGAAGGGAACAGUUGCGGUAAUUCGGGAAGCAUAGGAAUAGGUUAGGACUUUCCUAAUGACCAAUUAAGGAACUACUCAGGCAACACGCCACCACAGAGGUCCUACAAAUGCUAAGAACCCCUCAAAAUCCCUAACAAACAUUUCCAAAGCUC
Molecule: messenger RNA, 4584 nt
Organism: Chara braunii
Lineage: Eukaryota; Viridiplantae; Streptophyta; Charophyceae; Charales; Characeae
Source: the annotation of a GenBank genome assembly